Messenger RNA from Alternaria viburni, 1980 nucleotides. RefSeq lists its product as uncharacterized. Lineage: Eukaryota; Fungi; Ascomycota; Dothideomycetes; Pleosporales; Pleosporaceae. Gene Ontology annotation, molecular function: metal ion binding; ubiquitin protein ligase activity. The transcript has 2 exons. The record is from RefSeq and is a predicted model, not a curated record. The coding region runs from base 1 to 1980 and encodes 659 amino acids. Gene Ontology annotation, biological process: protein polyubiquitination.
AUGGCUACCUUUGCGCCGACCAAUUUUCCCUCAGACGUCCGAGACAAGCCACCCCACCAAGAGCCCCCACCACAGCAUCGACAACACCACGGACCCUUCUCCCAUCAGCUCAACCCGCCCACCGCGCCUCAGUCUCAGUCGUCGAACCCCCCGCCGCAGAUAGCCAGACGUGCCUCGCGUGACCUCAGGCCCCAGCACUCCGACGGCGCAAUGGCGGGCGCGAAUGGCCAUGGGCCCAUGGCGGUGCCGGGCGGGCGCGCCAACGGCCACGAGCAUAGGGCAAACUUGCGCGAGAUGGGUUUUGCCGGCCCGCGCAGCCCCCCAAACAACAAGAACACCUCACACGUCCCCUGCAAGUUCUACCGGCAAGGCGCAUGUCAGGCUGGCAAGGCGUGUCCGUUCCUGCACUCGGACGAGCCGCUGACGGAGCGGGCGCCCUGCAAGUACUUCACCAAGGGAAACUGCAAGUUCGGCCAGAAAUGCGCCCUCGCCCAUAUCCUCCCCAACGGCCAUGUCGUGAACCGCGGAAACGCCGGUAACCACUUUAGCCGCAUGAACAUUCCACACCACCAGGAGAUGCCCAUGAACAGCUCGCUGCUUACCAUGCAGGCGCACAUGGGCGGCAUGCAGCCAGGCUACCCGUACGCCAUGCCCGACGAGUACGCGAACCAGAAGAACCAGAAGAACCAGUACGACAUGAUCCCGACCAUCGACACCACCUUCUCUUCCCACCCAGGCUCCAACUAUGGCUCGCCGCCAAACGAGAACGGCCGACUCCCGAUAUCGCCGACACAGAAGGGAUUGAGCGUGAUGGAUGUGGGACUUCCGGCGUCUUUCGACAGCCAGGGUGUCUCGACCAUGGCGCGAUACGGCCCCAUUGCGUCUUCAGUACCCGCCAAGUUCCUCGCAAACUCCCCGCCGUCCUCGUACCAAGCCGAUUCGCCCGCGCUACGAAACCUACAUGACUCUGCGUUUGGAGAUGGUCUGCGGAGGGGCAUUGCAGGACUUGGGUCGUCUCCACCAGAGUCGGUAGAGCAGCCAGUUGGACGGAGGAUGCUCCACUCUGAGCUUGCCGCGAAUCGCUCUCGGGGCAUCAUGUCUUCGAGUGUAGGCGCGCGACCGACGUACAAGGACGAGGAAUGGGAUGAGACGGACAUGAUUGGCAAAUUCGAGGAGGACCUGCUGCCCAAUUCGUUGAGCGAUCUUCUAACACCACAGGAGAAGAUGCGCCGCUUCUCGCGCGACCAGGGCGAGAGCGACAACCGCACCUCGCAGUCCAGGUUCGGAGUCUCGCCAACAGCGUCAGACCUCAAGUACGGAUCACCAUCAGCAGCCACGGCUUCUCCCUCGCGAUUCCAGUCCAUGUGGGCCAAGCCUCGAGGGCCCACUUACGAUGGAGGAUUCGAAUCAGGCUCACUACCCGGCCAGUCGGCAUUCGGACACGUCGGCUCACCCCUUCGCAACUCAAGCCUCCACCCGGGAGCUAGCCCUUCGUUACGCGCCAUGAACCGUCCGACCACAGGCGACAUGAGCCCAUACCUCGCCUCACCCCCGCGCCAAGCGUCGAUGUCCAUGAUCAGCCAGCAACUCUCGCGCACCCGCAUAUCAGCCCGUGACGAAAGCGGCAUCACCAGCAACCCCGUCCACCCCGGCAUCAACCGCGUCACCUCCGCAUCCAGCAUCGGCAGCUCCAGCGGCCGUCUCGGUAUCGACCGCGCAGUCAGCAGCAGCAGCAUCAACCGUGAGAGGAUCGAGGAAGAGCAGGGUCUGUUCAGCAUGGAAGAGGAGGACGAUCUGAACAAGAGCAGGGACGGCGCCUCGACCACGUCUAGCAACAGCAACAAGCGUUUGAGCGGUCUGUCAUGGGGUAGUGGCGGAAAGGGUAGCCCGAACCUGGCUCCUGUUGGUGGUCAUCGGACUGCUGGUAGUUCUGCGCUCGGCAAGGAGACGGGUGCGGGUGCUUGGGGUGGGAAUGCUUGA